Molecule: messenger RNA, 456 nt
Organism: Stylonychia lemnae
Lineage: Eukaryota; Ciliophora; Spirotrichea; Sporadotrichida; Oxytrichidae
Source: the annotation of a GenBank genome assembly
AUGAAGAGGGUAAAACUUGCAGUCUAGUUGGAAGGUGCAAAUUUUGUGGAAUAAUAGCGAAGCAAAGAGAGAAUAUACUAUAUUAGGUAAAAUUAUCUUUAUAUUUGUAAAUUUCAUAUUAAGGACGAGAAAAUAAUCAUUGUUGCUGACAUUAAGCCAAGAGCUGAGACUCAUUUGCAAUGCAUACCAAAAAGGCACAUUAGAGACAUCUCAUUUUUAAGGCCGAAUCAAACAGAUAUUUCUUUGCUGGAGCAUAUGUUUCGAAUAGGAUCAGAGUACCUAUACAAGCAUCAUCCGAAUAUAAUGUAUCAUAAAAGGUACUUGGGGGACGGCCUCACGAAAUACGAUGAGCUUUUGAGUGAAUUGAUAUUUAAGUAAAAGAAACUAGAAGAUUUUAGAGGUUAAAUAGAUUAGGAUGAUGCAAAUGAAGAAGUUAAAGAUUAGCUAUAGCUUUGA